GCCCCCCAGAGGCCCCUCCCGCGUCCCGCCCCUGCCCCCGCCCCGGGGCCGCGCGGCUGCCUGGGAGGCUCCGGGCCAGCAGCGGUCCAGAGCGCGCGAGGUUCGGGGAGCUCGGCCAGGCUGCUGGUACCUGCGUCGGCCCGGGGAGCAGGACAGGCUGCUUUGGUUUGUGACCUCCAGACAGACGGCCAUCCUCUCCAGAAUGAAGAUCUUCUUGCCAGUGCUGCUGGCUGCCCUUCUGGGUGUGGAGCGAGCCAGCUCGCUGAUGUGCUUCUCCUGCCUGAACCAGAAGAGCAAUCUGUACUGCCUGAAGCCGACCAUCUGCUCCGACCAGGACAACUACUGUGUGACCGUGUCUGCUAGUGCCGGCAUUGGGAAUCUCGUGACAUUUGGCCACAGCCUGAGCAAGACCUGUUCCCCGGCCUGCCCCAUCCCAGAAGGCGUCAAUGUUGGUGUGGCUUCCAUGGGCAUCAGCUGCUGCCAGAGCUUUCUGUGCAAUUUCAGCGCGGCCGACGGCGGGCUGCGGGCAAGUGCCACCCUGCUGGGCGCCGGGCUGCUGCUGAGCCUGCUGCCGGCCCUGCUGCGGUUCGGCCCCUGACCGCCCAGACCCUGUCCCUCGAUCCCCCAGCUCAGGAAGGAAAGCCCAGCCCUUUCUGGAUCCCACAGUGUAUGGGAGCCCCUGACUCGUCACGUGCCUGAUCUGUGCCCUUGGUCCCAGGUCAGGCCCACCCCCUGCACCUCCACCUGCCCCAGCCCCUGCCUCUGCCCCAAGUGGGGCCAGCUGCCCUCACUUCUGGGGUGGAUGAUGUGACCUUCCUUGGGGGACUGCGGAAGGGACGAGGGUUCCCUGGAGUCUUAUGGUCCAGCGCCAGGACUAAGUCCCAUGGACACGCUGACAGGGUCCCCAGGGAGACUGUCAGUAGGGAUGUGUGCCUGGCUGUGUACGUGGGUGUGCAGUGCACGUGAGAGCACGUGGCGGCUUCUGGGGGCCGUGUUUGGGGAGGGAGAUGUGCCAGCAGCCUGGAGAGCCUCAGUCCCUGUAGCCCCCUGCCCUGGCACAGCUGCAUGCACUUCAAGGGCAGCCUUUGGGGGUUGGGGUUUCUGCCGCUUCCAGGUCUAGGCCCUGCCCCAAAUCCAGCCAGUCCUGCCCCAGCCCACCCCCACACUGGAGCUCUCCUGCUGCUUUGGUGCCUCAAAUAAAUACAGAUGUCCCCCA
Messenger RNA from Pongo pygmaeus (Bornean orangutan), 1216 nucleotides. It is a transcript of the gene LY6E, whose product is annotated as lymphocyte antigen 6 family member E. Gene Ontology annotation, molecular function: acetylcholine receptor inhibitor activity. The transcript has 4 exons. NCBI's taxonomy places the organism in Eukaryota, Metazoa, Chordata, Mammalia, Primates, Hominidae. The coding region runs from base 203 to 598 and encodes 131 amino acids. Gene Ontology annotation, cellular component: plasma membrane. The record is from RefSeq and is a predicted model, not a curated record.